Schizophyllum commune H4-8 is the source of this 849-nucleotide messenger RNA. RefSeq lists its product as uncharacterized. The transcript has 5 exons. Gene Ontology annotation, cellular component: catalytic step 2 spliceosome; U2 snRNP; U2-type prespliceosome. NCBI's taxonomy places the organism in Eukaryota, Fungi, Basidiomycota, Agaricomycetes, Agaricales, Schizophyllaceae. Gene Ontology annotation, molecular function: nucleic acid binding; zinc ion binding. The record is from RefSeq and is a predicted model, not a curated record. The coding region runs from base 28 to 690 and encodes 220 amino acids. Gene Ontology annotation, biological process: spliceosomal complex assembly.
AGACGCCUUGUUCUCAACGUUCGUGUCAUGGAUUACCAGAAUCGAGUAGGAAGCAAGUUUGGUGGAGGAGGUGUGGCAGGUGCCUCGGAGAGCAAUGUCGACCGUAGGGAACGGCUGAGGAAGCUGGCGUUGGAGACAAUCGACCUGGCUAAGGAUCCUUACAUCCUGCGCAACCAUCUCGGCUCCCUCGAAUGUCGACUUUGUCUUACUCUUCACACCAAUGAAGGCUCCUACCUUGCGCACACUCAGGGCAAGAAGCAUCAGACCAACCUUGCUCGCCGUGCUGCGCGUGACGCGAAGGAUGCCCAGCUCAUGAUCGCGCCGACGCAGCAAAAUGUGCAGCGCAAGGUCUUCCUCAAGAUCGGUCGGCCGGGUUAUCGCGUCACGAAGGUCCGCGACGUCGACACUGGGAAGGAGGGUCUGAUGGUGCAAGUCCAUCUGCCUCAAAUCAAGCCGGGGGUGAUCCCUCGGCGGCGGUUCAUGAGCGCGUUCGAACAGAAGAAGGAACCGCCAAACAAAGCCCACCAGUACCUCAUUGUCGCGGCCGAGCCUUACGAAACCAUCGCAUUCCGCAUCCCUGCCCGCGAGAUCGAGGACGAGACCGACGACGCUGGGUACUGGAACUGGUCGCACUGGGACCCCGACACCAAGCAGUACAGCUUCCAGUUCAUGUUCCGCGUCCUUUACUGAUCUAUCUGUUAUGCCGUACAUGUUCGUCGAUCUGCCCUUGUAAUUCCAUGCACCUUGGACGCUGAAGUCAGGUCAACCUCGGCGAACUGCGCGAACGUACUAUGAUCAUGAUUUGUCACUCCGGUAGUCCGCGUCGAUCUUCUCCCCUUCACAGCCUCG